Sodiomyces alkalinus F11 is the source of this 2430-nucleotide messenger RNA. RefSeq lists its product as hypothetical. The record is from RefSeq and is a predicted model, not a curated record. Bases 202 to 2172 code for a protein of 656 amino acids. The transcript is spliced from 2 exons. NCBI's taxonomy places the organism in Eukaryota, Fungi, Ascomycota, Sordariomycetes, Glomerellales, Plectosphaerellaceae.
CAUUCCCAGCCCACCAUCUCCCACUUACGUACCUUGGUCCCAUCCGACUCUUGGGACCGAUUAAGAAAUAAAUAGUCGUCACUUUCAACGUUCACGUCCUACGUCUUCCCGACGUGACAAUCAUUCUCUAUUUUUAACCAUCAAACUCGGAAAAGCGCCAUCCACUAACUUCAAUCCACCGUUCUAUAUGCAGAAUUCGAAAUGGGACAGUCGAUAUCCGACCAACAACCCGGCCGGCUGAGCCGCGAGGAGGUCGUUCAUCAACUUGCAAUGCGCUUCACCGAAAAGUGCUACACACCGCUCGAGCUACACUCGCUCAAGGACGUCUUCAAGAGCUUGGCCGACCAGCAAAGCGACAUUGAAUUCCUCAAGGAAGACACCAUUGCCCGCUUCCUCGAGUUGCCCGAUGCCUUCCGCGUCUCUCCCGUCCUCUUCCAGAUCAUCUCCUACAUUGGCGCGUUCCCUUUCCUCCGAGACGCCCCGGCCGUCUUGGGGCUCGACCAGAUGGUCAUGGUCAUCACCAUCAUGACGAACCGAUACAAGCGCGUCCUUGCCCGUGGUUCCAGAGACCGCACUAAGCUGUUCUUCAAGAGCAUGGCUGUAUAUGACCGGGAAUCUCUCGAACUCAGGUCGGGUGACAAGGAGACGGUCAAGGAUCCCACCCACGAACAACCUUCUUCGAGGAGAAGUCGGACUCGCAGUCGGAGUCGGAGUCACGUCCAGGGCUUUCGUGUCGACCAAGUUGGGGACGAUGACUUUGAAGGAGAAGAUGACGUUGACGAAGGCGACCUGGAGAUGUCAGCUCUUGAGCUUCUCGAUAUCCAUGAAGCCGUAAACAAGGGCGAUGCCCCGUCCCAUCUCAUGCAAGAAGCCAUGAUCCCGGCCGACAACUUCAGGAAAAUCCUCAUGCUCCUGCUUCUCACGUCCGGGCUUGAUCCGCAGGAAAGCCUAUCCACCGCCCAUUCUUCGCGCAUUGCCACAGAUCGCCACGAGCUGGAAAAGCUACGAUCAACCGCCGAAAACAUUCUCGCCAGCUUCAUCAACCCGGAAAAGUCCCCCGGCAUCCGAUACAGGGACUUCAACCGCGUGAUCCCCACCUGCUUCCCCUAUCUCUUCCAUGGAUUCCAUCCCCUGUUCGAGCACUUCCUCUUUUCCAACACACUCCGCCCUCUCCCCAGCCACAGCCACAGCCACAGCCAGCAGACAAACCCAGGCACCCAGGCCGCCCCGUCCAUCCCCCCCGUGAUACACGAACCAGUCCAGCCUCUGCUGCUGCAAGACAAAGCCGACAUCCUCGACCUCAACGUCCUGUCCCAACUCUCCCUCUUCAUCCCAGGCUCCGACCUCUUCCGCCGCCUCCGCCUCCUCUACUCGGGCAACGAAGCCGGCUUCUCCAUGCGCAGUUUCGAAACCAAAGUCUUCAACUGGCGCGCCCCCACCAUCCUCCUCGUCCGCGGCACUCGUAUAGACAGCGUACCCGACGGCGCCCAGGAAGCCGCCUUCGCCGCCUCGCUGCCCCCGCGCCGUUUCCCCCCCGGGGCUACCGGCUCCGGCUCCAGCUCCGGCUCCGGCUCCUCCUCCUCCUCCUCCUCCUCCCGCCUGACCUUCGGCCUCUACCUGGGCCAGCCCUGGCGCCACACCGCCAAGGAAUGCUUCGGCGACCCGGACUCGACGCUGCUCUUCCAGCUCGAGCCGUUCCACGACGUCUUCCCCGCCUCGCGCCUCAACCGGGACUACGUCGCCCUCACCAAGCCGCCCUCCAACCGCGCCCUCCUGUCCGUCGGGUGUCCGCAUCCGCGCCCGUCCAAGGCCUCCGCCGCGCGCCGGCGGGACACCCUGCUCUCCCUCGGCGCCGUGUCGCUCCUGCUGGACGACUCGUUUGGCCAUGCCGUCUUCAACCACGAUUACACGUCCCGCGGCGGGGCCUUCCGGCCUUCGGUCACGCGCAGGUUUGACUUCCAGGAGCGGUUCGAGGUGCAGAGCCUCGAGGUGUGGGGGUGCGGCGGCGAUGCGGAGGCGAGGGCGCAGGCGGAGCAUUGGGCUUGGGAGGCUCGCGAGGCCGAGGCGAGGAGGAAGGUGAACCUUGGCACGGGCGAUAUGGCGACUGACCGUGCCUUGUUGGAGAUGGCGGGCCUCGUCGGCGCGAAUCGGAGUGGUGGCUCCAUGGCGUGAAAUUUUUGUCCGGUGUUUUUCAUUCUUGUCUUCAUUCCAAUGUUUUUGUUCUUACUAUCCGGGGGGCGGGGUUUUCAAUGGUUUCUUUCAGUCCUUACUUGUUUUCCCGCCCCUUUUCACUGGAGUCAUGGUAGCAAUAGCGAAGUCUCGAGGGGAGCAAGCGGAAACAUCAAAUCACAAUUCACAGCAUUCAACACUCGGAUCAGGAACCGUAGUCUCGUCCUUUUCUCCUUUGGGCCUUCGUGAACGAACCCUUUG